Serinus canaria (Common canary) is the source of this 5310-nucleotide messenger RNA. RefSeq names its product GATA zinc finger domain containing 2A (gene GATAD2A). Lineage: Eukaryota; Metazoa; Chordata; Aves; Passeriformes; Fringillidae. The record is from RefSeq and is a predicted model, not a curated record. Gene Ontology annotation, cellular component: NuRD complex. Gene Ontology annotation, biological process: negative regulation of transcription by RNA polymerase II. The coding region runs from base 908 to 2740 and encodes 610 amino acids. Gene Ontology annotation, molecular function: sequence-specific DNA binding. The transcript has 12 exons.
GGAAUUGGCCUGGGAUCUUGGGAAAGGGAGUGGGAUCUGCUGUGGAUUUUGGGAAAGGGCUGGGAUCAUCCCGUGAUCACCAGGAAAGGGGCUGGAAUGUGCCUGGGAAUUUGGGAGAGGAGGGGGAAGUGGCAAAAUCCCUUGGAUUUUGGGAAAGGGGUUGAAAGGUGUUAGGGAUGAGCUGGAAAGGGGCUGGAAUGUGCCUGGGAAUUUGGGAAAGGGGCUGGGAUCUGUCAGGGAUCUCUGGGAAAGAGGCUGGAAUUGGAAUCAGCAAGAAUGGGGCUGAAAGUUGGGAAUGCUGGAAAACUGGGAAUGCUGGAAAGCUGGGAGUGAUGGAAAGCUGGGAGUGAUGGGAAGUUGGGAAUGAAGGAAGUUGGGCUGUUCUGGGAAUGUUUCAAAUCCCAAAAUUCCAGAUCCAAAUCAGGGAUGAAAUUCCAAAGAGAUGAAUCCCAACAGGGAAUAAAUCCCUCUUUUCCCAUGGAUUUAUGGAAUUCUGGGAUGCUUUGGGCUGGGAAGGAGCUCAGGGAUCAGGCAGGGACAUUCCCAGGUUUUUUCAGGUUAUUCCCAGAAAUUCCCUGCUGCUCCCUCUCCAGUUUUUCCCACAAAUCCCAAACUUUUCCAGGAUUUUCCCACUCCUGAUCCAACUGGGGGUUCCUUCCUGAGAAUCCCCAGCCCUAACACAGCUGGAAUUCCAGAAUUCCAGGAAUUCCCAGUGAAAUCCAAGGAAUUCCAGCUUUCCUGGAUCUUCUGAGCUUCCCAAACUCUGGGAGAAGCGGCCGGGGCGGCUCCGAAUUCCAAAGGAUUUCCUGGGAUUUUCCCAGAUCCUCUUAACCACCACCAGCUCCGGGAUCCUCGGCUCCGGCUCAUCCCGGCGGGACCCCAUGACCUUCCCUGACAGGCCCUCACCAUGAGUGAGGACUCAUGCCGCACCCGGAGCCAGAAGCGCGCCCUGGAGCGGGACUCGGAGCCCGACAGUAAAAAACUCAGGAUGGACAAAGGAAUUCUGGGAUCCGAGCUCGGCUCCGAGGGGGACAUGAAGAUCAAAGCUGAUCCCGGAGCCGGGAAAAUCCCGGGAAUGCUGAAAAGUGGGGAAGUCAAAGCCACCAUCAAAGUGGAGCUGCCGGCAGCGGCGGCUGGGGAUGAGCCCGUGGACAUGAGCACAUCCAAAGGGGAGUGCCGGCGGGAUCGGGAUCGGGACCGGGACCGGGAUCGGGAUCGGGAUCAGGACCGGGACCGGGAGCGCCGCGUUCCCUCCCCGGAUGUGAUCGUGCUGUCGGACAAUGAGCCCUCGAGCCCCCGCGUCAACGGCCUGGCCCGGCUCGCCCUGCCCGAGCCCGGCACCGAGGCCCUGCUGCGGAGCCCGGAGCAGCGGGAGCGCCUGAUCAAGCAGCUGCAGGAGGAGCUGAGGCUGGAGGAGGCCAAGCUGGUGCUGCUCAAGAAGCUCCGGCAGAGCCAGAGCCAGAAGGAGACGCCGGCACCCAAGCUUUCCUCGGGCCCCUCUGGAGGUGCUGCGGCCACACCCCCGCCCUUGGUGCGGGGCCCUCAGGCUGUUCCCGCUGGGAAAACUUCCCUCCAGCCCUCCUCCAGCCGCGUGCCGGGCUCCGGGCUCCCGCCCCCGCUGCUCCGGGGGGGCCAAGCGGCCGCCUCCAAGCAGAGCCCCCAGAUCGUGAUGCCCCCCCUGGUCCGAGGGGCCCAGCAAAUCCACACCAUCCGGCAGCACUCGAGCACGGGCCCGCCCCCGCUGCUGCUGGCCCCGCGCGCCUCCGUGCCCUCGGUGCAGAUCCAGGGCCAGAGGAUCAUCCAGCAGGGCCUGAUCCGCGUGGCCAACGUGCCCAACGCCAGCCUGCUGGUCAACAUCCCCCAGGCGUCCCCCACGUCCCUGAAGGGCUCGGCGGUGCCAUCAGGCCAGGCUGGCACGGCCCCGGCGGGUGGCACGGCGCUGGGUGGCACGGGCGAGGCCCCGGGCAGCCGGCAGGCCGCGGCCAAGCUGGCGCUGCGCAAGCAGCUGGAGAAGACGCUGCUGGAGAUCCCCCCGCCCAAACCGCCCGCGCCCGAGAUGAACUUCCUGCCCAGCGCCGCCAACAACGAGUUCAUCUACCUGGUGGGGCUGGAGGAGGUGGUGCAGAACCUGCUGGAGAGCCAAGGGAAGGUGGCGGUGGCCGUGUCCUGCCGGGAGCCCUACCUGUGUGCCCAGUGCCACACGGACUUCACGUGCCGCUGGCGGGAGGAGAAGAACGGCACCAUCAUGUGCGAGACCUGCAUGGCCUCCAACCAGAAGAAGGCCCUGAAGGCCGAGCACACGAACCGGCUCAAGGCCGCCUUCGUCAAGGCCCUGCAGCAGGAGCAGGAGAUCGAGCAGAGGAUCCUGCAGCAAACGGCCCCGCCCGGGCAGCCCAAGGCCGAGCCCGUGGGGCAGCACCACGCGCUCAAGCAGAGCUCCAGCCAGAUGUCUCGGGGUGCCUCCCGGGGGGCUCUGCACGCCUUCAGCCCCUCGCCCAAGCUGCAGAGCUCCUCGGGCAGCGCCGCGCUGGGCGGCCGGCCCGGCAAGCACGCCGACAGGGCCGGCAGCAAGGGCGGCGCCGCCUGGAAGAAAAACCCCAUCAGCACAGGUGGGGCCCUGCCCUUCGUCAGCCCCGCUCUGGCCGUGCACAAGUCGGCCUCGGCCGUGGAGCGGCAGCGCGAGUAUCUCCUGGACAUGAUCCCGCCCCGCUCCAUCCCACAGUCGGCCACGUGGAAAUAAUUCCCCAGGGAGAACUUUUCCAGGCUCUGCCAUCCUUUCUUUUCUACCACAAUUCCGUGGAAUCUGCUUUAAUCCCAGCUGGAUAACGCCCCGAGGCUUUCUAGGAUGCAGCACCACCACUCCUCAUCCGUCCCUGCCGGGAGAAGUGAUCGCGUCGGGGUGGCCGAAGCCCGGCUCCGUUGGCUCCCAGAUUUUUCAUGGAAGCUGGCAGGGAAAAGGGGGAAGAAUUCCUUAAAUUUUUUUUUUUUUUUUCUGGGCUUUUUUUUUUUUUGUUUCCUUAUUUAGUUCUAAAAAUUUUUUUGGCACCAGCACAACAAAAAAAAAAACAAACCACAACAAAAAGGACUCAGCGACUCCUCUCUGCCUUCGCCGACGCCGAACUUUUUUGCCGGGAACGUUCCGGAAUUCCGGAAUUUUGGGGCGUGGAGAGAGGAAUUCCAGCCCCAUCCUGCGUUUAGUGAGCCGAGUUCAUGGCUGCUCCUUCUCCCUGCUCCUCUUCCAGCCGGGAAAGCAGGCGGCACAUCCCGAGAUUCCCAAAAUUCCCGAGGAAAAAAGUGCAAAUCCCCGGUUCCGCUUGAGUUCCGGUUGGAUUUUUUUGCCCUGCCGCCCAAACCUUGGCUGGGAGGGUGGGAAUUGCUGCGGGAAAUUCCCACUUUUUCCCUUGGAUUCUGGUUGGAAUAGACUUUGGAACCUUUGGUAGUUUCCAAACCUUGCAGUUCCCGAGAGACAAAAAUCCACCUCGGUUCUUUCUCAUCCCGCCAAUUUUGGGCCUUCCCGACGUUCCCAGAGACUCCAAAGCGAAACUUUUUUGGGAAUUUUUUUUUUUUUUUUCCCUUUUGGGCAGGGUUGGUUGGGUUGUUUGGUUUGGUUUUUUUUUUUUUUUUUUUUCCCUUUCCUUUUCUGUUGUUGUUUUGAGGGAUAUUAUUCCAAAAUUUCCAGGAAUUCCAGAAGCUGAUGCAGGCAGGGAGGGUUGGGAGCUGUUCCCAAUCCUUCCCCCCGUGGUUCAAGUUCUUCCAGGCAUCCCAAGCACGCUCCUGUAUCCAUUUGGGAUGGAGUUUUCCACCUUUUUUUGGGAAUUCCAGAGGUUCAACCCAAAAUCCAUCCAGGGGGCCAGUUUGGUUUCAUUUUUGAUUUCUCAUCCUCUUUUUCUUUUUUCCUUGGGUUUCUUCCCGAAUUCCAGACCAAUCCAAGGGGCAGAAUUCCAGGCCUUAUUCCAGUUUUUUGGGGAAUUUUCUUGGGGAAAUUAUAAAUAUAUAUAAUUUAGAGAUCUAUAUAUAUUAAAAAAAAAAAAAAAGUGUGGUUUUGGGGGGUGGGGGGAGGGGAGGGAAAUUCAGGAAAAUCCGGAUUUAUUUUCUUAGGAAAGCCAAGAAUUCCUUUGGGAUCAUCCCCCUGGGAUCCGAGGGACAAACCCCUCCCUUUUCCCACUUUUUCCUGCUGUUUCCAUAUUUAGGGAUUUAGUUGAAACAAAAAAAAAAAACCCCAAACCACCUUGUUUUCCAAACUGGGAUUUGUUGGAUAAAAACCCCGGAAUUCCCAGCUGGAUUUGGAUUUUUUGGGGUGUGUUCCUUAGGGAUGUGAAGAGCUCAGAUGUGGGAAUUGGGUUGGAAUUUUGGAAUUUGGGAGUUUUUCUUUUCAUUCCAAGCUUGGAUUGGGAGAUGCCACCAGAGGGAUGACUUGGAAUUCCUUCAGUUCCAUUGGAUUUGAUGGAAAAGUUGCAGUUCCUUUCCCAUGGGGAAUUUUUUGGGGUUGGUUCAGGGGGAAUUUUCCUCUCCUGGAUGCCAAUGUUUAUAAAAAGUUCAUUUAUAACCUUAAAAAAAAAUAAUAAUAAUAAUCCCAACAAAAUUCCUCCAAUUAAAAUCCAAUUUUUUUUUUUUGGGGGGUGGGGGUGGGGGGAACCUGCUUUGUUUAUUCCCAGAGUUUGGAUAAUUCCUGAAAAAAAAUAAAAACAGGGAAUGGAAGAGUCACAGAAGGAUUCAAUGGGAUAAAAAAGAUGUCAAAACUUUCUUGGAUCCCAGCAGAAUUCCCUUGGAAAUUGGAAUUUCAGCCAAUUUUGGUUCGUUAAAAUAAUCAGGAAUGUUGGAAUUGAGGGAUUUGGAAUUAAAAAUCCAAACAAAUCUCUGCAUCCAGACUUCCAAAUAUUCCAUCCUGAUUUUUUUUUUUUGGAUGGAUAAUUCAUGAUAAAUCUCCCAAAAAAUUAUUUUGGGGGUUGGGGGGAAGAUUUGUUUGGAAGGGGAAGGAAAAUCCAGCAUGGAUUGAGGCUGGAAAACCAAAAUAUUUCAUGGGGUGGGGCUGAAAUUCCAAAUUCCCACCUGGAAUUUGACUCCUGGGAUCCAGCCUGGUUCUGAUGUGGGGGUUUUGUUUUUUCUGGAAUGUUCUUGGAAUGCUGCUGGGAAUUUGGAGGAUUUGUUUGAUUCCACCCAAAUGCCAAAUUUGGGAUCAGUUUGGGAAAGGAUUCCGGGAUGGUUUUUCCUCUGCAGCUCCGUGUUCCUGUGGGGUUUUUUUUUUUGGGAUUUUGGGAUGGUUCAGGUUCAAAGUUGUUCCAACUCUUCAAUACAGAUUUUCCAAACCUC